AUGAAAACCAAAAGCAAUAAGCCUAUAAGCCAUCUAAAAACUGGACAUAGAAAAUCAAAUUCCAUUCUCGUCAACAUACGUUCAAAUCCUCAUUAUAUUGGCAAACGUCCAAAUAAACGUAAAAUUAUAAAAUUUUAUAAAGAUCUUUUAACAUUUUGUGAAGACGAGGAUGCAACGAUUGAAAAGCCUGAAACUUCCAAGACGUUUCAAGCAAAAAAGACACUUAAUGUUAGCCAUGUUAAGAAAAUUACUAAAAAACAAACAACUGUCAAUAAAAGACAAGUAAAAAAUUUUGAUGCGUUAAUUUCGAAACGUAAAAAUCAAACUCGCAAUAAGUCAAACGCUAAGAUAUCUACUAAAAACAAAUCAAAUUCAAUUAAUGUGGAAAUACCAUCCGAAGCAGACAAACGUAUGAAUCCGAUUGUAUUGAUCGAAAGAAUUCCACAAGACGUUAUAGACUAUUAUAUGUCCAGUAAAAAAACCAAUGCAGACGAAAUAGUAAAUCAUUUUGGCGAACAAGAAAAUGUAAGAAUUAACAAUUCUUAUCCGAUUGUAUUGAUCGAAAGAAUUCCACAAGACAUUAUAGACUAUUAUAUGUCUAGUAAAAAAACUCAUGCAGACGAAAUAGUAAAUAAUUCUGGUGAACAAGAAAAUGUAAGAAUUAACAAUUCUGAAACCCACAAGACGUAUCGAAAAAAGAAUAGAACUCCUGUCAUCAACAUCAACAUACGUACAAAUCCUCAUUAUGUUGGCAAACGUCCAAAUAAACGUAAAAUUAUAAAAUUUUAUAAAGAUCUUUUAACAUUUGAUGAAGACGAGGAUUCGAGGAUUCAAAAGCCUGAAACUUUUAAGACUUAUCAAUCAAAGAAGAGNAUUGUAUUUGUUUCAAUGGUUGUUUCUUCAGUCUAUGGAAUUGUAUUUGUAGUGUCAUAG
Molecule: messenger RNA, 933 nt
Organism: Daktulosphaira vitifoliae (grape phylloxera)
Lineage: Eukaryota; Metazoa; Arthropoda; Insecta; Hemiptera; Phylloxeridae
Exons: 3
Coding region: 1-933 (310 amino acids)
Source: RefSeq, a predicted model, not a curated record